ACUAUUCACAGGACAAUGCAACCGACUGGCACUGGCACUUGUUUUGCAGGAAAAGUCGUCUGCCAUGACAUCAAACCAAAACAACAACUUGCACACUUUCCUGGCCAACGCAAAAAUUCGAAGAAUGUCACAUAAUUGGAAUGAUUACCUGGAACUAACUGUGCAAAAAGAGUGUUGUUGCUAGAGAAUUAAUGUGACAAGAAACAGACAAGCCUGCUUCAUUCAACGACUAGAAAUCGCAUUUGCCGACGUACCACAUUUCUGUGGGAUUGUGCUAACCUCAGCUCUUUAGGUUUUUACAUCUUUGGGUGUCUUUCUCUUCGUACAACUAACGAAAUAUUACUCCUGUAAAAGAAGAGAACUCAUUAAAAAUGGAGUACAGAAACUUGUUGGGUGGAACAGCACACUGUGCAAACGACCAACUAAUGGAUGAAGUGAGAAGUGUGUUGGAGUACCUGGGCCAAGAAGAUAUGAGCAAGAACCUGAACCAAGCCAUUCUUGCCGUGUGUGGACGUUUUCUUUUGGGUGACCGACAACUGUCUAUUUCAUCAGAAAAAAGGAAAGCCCUUCAGACGCUUUGCACUCUCCUCCGUACACUCAACGCUACUUUGCUGGAGAGGACAGGCAAGCACCGUGUUGAGGCAACUUUGACCAAAUGCACCAUGACACUUGCCCUGUCUGAACUCCGAGACUUGUCUGGGGGCACUGACAGCUGUUUGACAUUACUUUGUGAUGUUUUAAGGCAGUCCUUGACCUUGAUGGAGGAAGGUGAAAGAGAGGAAUGGAUUGCAUCAGUGAAAACAGAAUGUGAAAAUGCCCUCAGUGCUGAAGUCUUUAGUGAAGUCACACCUGAAGCAACCUCCCUGAAGCCAGAAGCCUGUCUGCACAUUCUUGAAGUCGUUUUGGAUUCUGUUUGCGCUACUUAUCCUCGGAAAGGCUCAGACUAUGAUGAUGAGCAGAAGAGCCCUACUAAUGAUCUAAGUCCAUUCAUUAACACCUGUAACAUGAAACUGCAUCAAAUCUUUGUGCAAAUGGUUCUUGGUCAGAAUGAAGGACAAAGAGCACAUUUAUUAGUGGUGCUUAUUCCUCUUCUAGUCAAGGUUGAAGGAUCUGUGCAACUUCUUCGUGAACUCUGGGAUGCUUUGUGUAGUCUAGACUGUGACGAGUCAGGUUUUCGUUCCCUGGGAACAGUGUGUGCUCUUGCUGACUUUUUUCUUCCUGUAGACCAGAGGUCCCACCGUUUGAAGCGGUUUCCCUUAGUGGAUCGUCCCAAAUUCUGGCGUCUUCUUCAAAAUGGAGUAUGUGCUCAACAACCUCUCGCUCGUAAACAAGCUUUGUACCUUUUAAAAAGGGCCAUUGAUGAAUUAGUGAAGAGUGGGAAAUCUAUAAAUGUUACUGAGUUUGAAUGGGAUGUUGGUAACGUAAAUGCACUCCAAGCUACAUGGCAAGAUCUCUUCCUUGUUCUGGAAGCUCUUGAAGAAGCGCAAGCUCAUUUAGUGCGUCCUGUCUUAAAUAUUUUAAGCCGUCAGUUAAAUACUCAUAACUCAAGAAAAACUUGCAUUAGUUUACCAUGGCUACUAUGUGCCUUCCAGAGAGUCCUCCAGCACCCAAGUCAAGUGAUUGUGACGUGGGGAAUUGAGACUCUGCUUGGACCAGAUGGUUGUGGUGUUCUGGCAGGAAAGGAAGCUCAAACAUUUAGCAGAUUCAUCCUGAAAUCACUUCUGCCUUCAAUUAACUCUCCUGUCUUAUUUAAUGCAGACGGCAACAUUUUAAAAAUUCUCACUGAAUUCUUUUGCUCAGUUUCUAGACAAACAUGUGCUAAGAACUUCUUUUCAAAUCUUCUGCACAAUUUAACCUGCCUUCCCUGGAGCCCUGUUCCACUCUUUUUCAUCUCAGAAGCCCUGUCGCAAGUUCCUCCUGUAUCUUGUUGGAGUCCUAGGGACCUACGAGAAAUGCAAAAAUUGGUGUCUGUAACACUUCAGACCCAAAGCGUCAUGAUUCGUGCUGCUACUCAAAGUAGACUCCUUAUGUGCUUGACACAUCUAACAGACCCACAACAGAUGGACCUUAAUAUUAUCUGUGAUCUGCUCUCUGUGUUUAACAGAGACGAAUGCCUACGCCGAGGCACUGAAGCUUGGCUGGGUGUAGUUCGCUGGUUGUGUAAAUUUAUCGAUAGUAAUAAUGCCCUAUCAUGGGUGACCAAGGUAACAUCAAGACCUGAGAAGCCUGAAAUGGGCGUGGCUCGGUUUAUUGCGUUCUUGCUGGAUGCAAGGAAGCUUGAUAAUUUGGAUGCUAUUGAACCCAUACUUGAAUCAAUCCUUGACUGUGAAACUCGUUUAUAUGCAUGUCAAGACUCUCAGAACUUCUGUAUGAAGCUUCUUGCUCAUCUCAUUCAAGAGAGUGAGCCUCUUCCUAUGAAUGCAGAUGAAGACUGCACAAGACAGAUUGUCAUCUGCUUUGUGAAGAAUGCUUUGGUGAACUGCAUUUCCCUUUCUGCUGUGAGAUUGAGAACUGUUCAGGAGAUGGCUGAUUUUCAUAGAAUAACAAGCUUUCUCCCAUCUUUAGAAAUCCUAUUGUUAGACCCAGUAACUUUACCUAUGCUGGCAACUCUGAACCUUGAUUCUCUUUUGUACUCUGCUCUGGAGGUCCUAAAAAAUUUUGCUGAGAACCCACCAUUGCAGGUGUAUUUUGCAGUUUGCAUAUUUAAGUUUAUUGCAAUGAUUCAAGAACAUUCAUGUCUGGAUCAUUUGAGACCAAUAAUCAUGGAAGCUAUCAAUGUCAUAUUUACUUCUGGUCAAUUUGGACAACCUUUGAUCACUCAUCGAGAUUCUCGACUACCUCAGGAAUUGUUGGAACUGCAAGGUUUAUUAGUUUCCCUUCACACUCAGGUUAUUUGGGAGCUGCUUUCAGUCUCACCUGAAGUCUCUAAGGACUGGCAUGAGGAAACACUGACAGUGUCACUGGAUGCUGCAGAGAGCUCUCUUGAGUUUGGUGGACGCUCUGUCAUAGCUCCCUUGCUUCUUUCGCUGAAGCAUAUACUUAGCCGAUUACCACCCAACCUCCACAGUCGUGGUGUGCGUCUGUUAGAAAACUGUUGGAAUGCGGUUCUGGAAUUAAGGAGGAAUGAACUGUUUUGGCCUGCUCUUAAUGCGUUCAUUGCAACUUUAAUGCAGUCUUCUUUGGUGCUCAAUUCUGGCUGGGCAUCAAAUUAUGCCUUGAAGUGUGGGCAAGAUCUUUUUCAACUUGGUGAUUCAGUUUCUGGUGUUGCUAAUUUAUUAGUGAUUUCUUUACAAACUAUUGCCCGAGAAUCACUGCAGGGACUGUUGUGCAGUCCUUUGAGAGAGCUUGUUGUCACUGCUCUUUUAUUUGGUCCUGUCCACCGAAAAGAUCAAAGAGCUACUAAUGACACUUGCAAAUUCAUCAAAGGAUUGGGUGAUCGAUGCUCAGCGAAUGUAUUGAUUCCUUUUGGAGAUAGGUCUGAUGCCGCCGUUCGGGCCUCAGCUGUUGAAAUAAUCUCUUGUCUGGGACAUGUGAAGGCAAGUUGGUCUGAGAAUGUAGCUGACCAUUUUGUACUUGAUUUGCUGGAAAGAGAAAAGGCCCCUGAGCUACGCAGAACCCGCUAUUUUGGAGACUCUCAAACUCACCGAUGCAAAAAUAGAAUUUUGCAAGCCCUUCUUAUUCUUGAGCCAUCAAUUUCACUGGCAAGGAGAAAAACUCUUAUAAAUUGGGCCAGAGAUAUUGUUGUUACUGAAAAUCAUCAGCCUAGUGUAAGGUACCAAACUGAAUGGCUUUUAGUUCGUUUGCUUGGUUCAAAACCAGAAGAACUUGAGGAAUUUUGGAACAUGUUUAACAAGGGAGUUGAUAUCAGAGCUGGUGCAGUAUGCUCUUUGGUUGGUGUAAUUCUUCACACAGCUUUGAUGUUGGAGGCGUCAUCAAGUGUAUCCGUGUUGGAGAUGGAGAAAUAUUUCAAUAAUGCGAUGGGUGUUCUUGUGCCGUACACAAUGGCUCAGCACUUUAAUGUUCGUCUGCAUGCCCAGGUGGCUAUCUUACAACUGUGGCAAUGUGUUGAACGAUUGAAAUUGCAAAAUGUACAUUCAGUUUAUGAUGUUGUUGUUCGUGGUGUAUGCACAAGCUUGCACCAAGCCAGUGGUGCCGGCCACACGAGACAUCAACAUGAUUUCUAUUUCCAUGCGUUCCAUCCAACCAAAUAUUACACACUCCAAACCAUUUUAGAAGAUUUACCUAGACUUGCAAGUGUCACCAGUGAUGAAUGGAUCACUGUUGAUGACUUGCUCUCUGCUGGAUUGAGAACACAUACUACUCAGAUUCCUUUGAGAAACCCAGACAAUAGACUUAAAGAGUUUCAACCUUCACCUUGGGUGCAAAGGCCAACCUCUGGUGCUUCAGAUACAUCAGGGGAUGGUGUUGAUGGAAUGCUCUUUCAGAAAAAGAUGAUCCCCUGGAAGUGGAUGGAUCCAACUGAAGAGCUGAUUCAAUCCCUCCCAGAAUCUCUCCAGCAGAAUAAGCAGAGAGCUAAAUUUUCUCAGUCAGACAACAAGCCAAGCCUCAUUGUUGUAGCCUCUCUCAUUGACAAGGCACCAAACCAAGGAGGUCUAGCUCGCACUUGUGAAAUAAUGGGAGCUGCACUAGUAUUGCCAAGUUUAAGUUGUGCACAGGAUCGUGAGUUUAGAGCUUUGAGCAUGUCUGCAGAAAUGUGGAUUCCUAUGUGUGAAGUGAAACCUCAUCAACUUGCACAUUUCCUCACAGACAUGAAAAGUAUGGGAUACACUUUGGUUGGUGCGGAACAAACAGCUGGCAGUAUUCCACUGAACAGUACAUCUUUUCCUUCUCACACUGUUCUUCUCCUGGGGAAUGAACGAGAGGGAGUGCCCUCUAAUUUGUUGCCAUUAUUGGACCAAUGUGUGGAAGUUCCUCAAUGUGGUGUUGUUCGUUCUCUCAAUGUCCAUGUCACAGGCGCCCUUUUUAUGUGGGAGUAUGCCUGUCAGCAUUUUUUCAAAAGGGAAAAGCAGUCUAAACUAACCUAAUAGAUUGUUUUUUUUUGUUUGUUUUUUGUUUUGUAUCUUCCUGCAACUUCUCUGCAAUGUGGCGCUUGAAAGAGGCAUGCAGUUGUGGGUUAACUGAAUUUGAUACUGGAGGGACCAGUGGAACAAUAUUGUUGUAUGCAUUGCAAACUUUUUAUCCAUCAGAACAUUUUUAUUUGAAAGCAAUACAAAUAAAAUGCUUAGUCUGAUAUUGAUUAGUAAUAAUGUUGUAAAAGACACCUUUCUUGAUAAAAAUGAAAUCUGAAAUGCAACCUGUGCAUGUGAGAACAGAACCAUUGAAAAUUAUUGCUGAUAUACAGAAUAGAAGGCAUCUCUUGCCCCAAAAUUUAUUGUCCUUUCUUAGUUUUUGAGCAUUUGUUUAUCUGUAGAAAUUUUGUCCAAGCUGUGAUUCUCCUAUUUAUACCUGUAACGUUUGAUACCAGCAAUACUUAUAAACUGCUUUAUUGUGUGUUUAUCUGUUAAGUAAUUUUAGAAUGUAACAUAUCACAAUACUGUGUUGUGCAAAACAAAAGUUCACCUGUUUGUACAGGAGUUGUGAUUUAUACAGAGUUCCAUUUUAUAAAUUUCUUUCUUAGUGUAUAAGCAAUAUGCUCUCCCCACUCUUUAUCAGGAGAUUCUUGUGUGAUGAUUACCUGUUUGUCGUAUCCUGCCUUGGCCGUGUUGUGAUUAUCUAGUACUUAGAAAUUUGUUGGUAUGUGUUUUAUAGCUCCCCUUUUAUGAAUAUUAUAAUAAACCUUGUGAUGAUGUUAUAUCAAAUAGAACUUAAUUUCUCUGCUACGGACGUUGU
Thrips palmi is the source of this 5850-nucleotide messenger RNA. RefSeq names its product probable methyltransferase TARBP1. Gene Ontology annotation, biological process: tRNA methylation. Bases 372 to 5045 code for a protein of 1557 amino acids. Gene Ontology annotation, molecular function: tRNA (guanine) methyltransferase activity; RNA binding. The transcript is spliced from 12 exons. The record is from RefSeq and is a predicted model, not a curated record. Lineage: Eukaryota; Metazoa; Arthropoda; Insecta; Thysanoptera; Thripidae.